This is a messenger RNA of Ictalurus punctatus (channel catfish), 3208 nucleotides long. It is a transcript of the gene cdh16, whose product is annotated as cadherin 16, KSP-cadherin. Bases 176 to 2638 code for a protein of 820 amino acids. Gene Ontology annotation, cellular component: catenin complex; plasma membrane; adherens junction. Lineage: Eukaryota; Metazoa; Chordata; Actinopteri; Siluriformes; Ictaluridae. The record is from RefSeq and is a predicted model, not a curated record. Gene Ontology annotation, biological process: cell-cell junction assembly; adherens junction organization; homophilic cell-cell adhesion. Gene Ontology annotation, molecular function: cadherin binding; calcium ion binding. The transcript has 18 exons.
UCAUUAAAGGAAACAAGGCAGUUAAGAGCUUUUGCAUGAAAUUAAAGAAGUUAAACAUUAAUUCUCUGAGAGUAGACAAAGGUCCCUCACACUUCAGAGACAUUCUGUCUUUGUUGAGGACCAGAGGAGACACUAAUCUAUUUUUACAAGCAGACUAUAAAUCGCGGUGUGUUCAAUGAAUGACAUGUCUUCAUGGAUCAAAGUACUGAAUCUGCUGCUUUACCUGUCUACUUUAUAUGGAGAAGCAGCACACCUUAGGAUUGGUGUUCCAGAAAACUAUGAUGGUAUUUUCCCUUGGUACCUCACCAAGCUGCCUGAUCUUCCCUUAACCUAUGCUGAUCUGUUGGUGACCGGUGAUGAUGAGGGGAUUUUUGGAGUAGAGUCAGGCUUCUUGUAUGCCCUAAAACCACUGGACCGGGAGAAGAAGCCAUCAUACUCCUUGCAAGUGUCCUUCAUGGCAUCCAUGCACCCACAGAGCUUUAGUGUAGAGGUGUGUGUCAUCGACAAGAAUGACAACGUGCCCAUGUUCCUGCAAGAGAGCAUGCGAGGCACUGUUCAACUUGGCCUGCUGAAAGGGAUCCCGUUCAUGCAAGUGGGGGCUUUAGACCGUGAUGACCGAAACACACCCCAUGCUGAUCUGCGUUUUCGCCUUCUAGAUCAGAUGCCUCGCAUCCCAGCCAGUCACAUGUUCCACGUAGAUGCCACCAGCGGGGAGGUGUCUCUCACAGAGGAUGGUGCCUCUACUCUAGACCCUGAAAUGUGUGGUCGCUAUAAACUUUCAGUGAUGGUCCAGGACAUGGGUGGGAAGGCCAAUGCUUUCUUCUCUACUGGCACUGUGUUGGUGGAGGUGACAGGGAACACAUGGGCUUCACCCGACCCGGUCCGAUUGCAGGAGAACCUACCAGGCCCGUACCCUAUCCCCAUCUCUCAGGUGAAAUGGAGUGGGAGUUUGGUAGCAUACAGCCUGGAGGGAGAGUUUCCAGAGAUGCUUUUCACCAUCAGUAGAGAAGGAGUCAUCUACCUGAAUGCCCCUCUGGACCGAGAAACCCAAGAUCAGUUCCUGGUCAGCAUAGUAGCAGAGAGGCCAGAUGGCAGAAAGAUCGCAAAGCCUGUAGAGCUGAGGGUCAUGGUGGGAGACGCCAAUGACAACAGACCAACCUUCCCACAGAUGCAGUACCACACUGUUGUCAAGGAACUCGCACAGAAAGGAACUGAGAUUCUCACAGUCCAGGCAGCUGAUAACGACGACCCCAAAACGGAUAAUGUUCGGAUUUUUUACAGAUUGGCAGGGCAGGUGCCAGAAAGCCCACGCCAACUUUUCCGCGUGGACCGAGAUUCCGGGGUGAUCACAGUGCAGGCUGACAGCAUGGAGGGCACUGCACCACAAUACACACUCACAAUCAUCGCUGAGGAUGCUAAAGGGCUGAACAGCUCCUGCACUGUGAUAGUUAAAGUUCUGGAUGAGAACAACAACCCACCUAUCUUCUCUCAGCAUGAGUACGGCCCGUUUCACUUGGCGGAGGAUGCCCCAGUGGGUGCCACUGUGACGGCAGUGGCAGCGUGGGAUGCUGAUGAAUGGAGUGGGGACAGCUGGCUGGUCGACUAUCGACUAGAGUCAGGGAACGAGGAUGAGGUCUUCGCUUUGGUGACAGAUCGACAGACUAACGAGGUCUCGCUUGUCCUCGCUAAGGUGCUGGAUUUUGAGCGGGAGAGUGAGUACAUUCUGGUCCUGAGUGCUCAGAACCCUGUGGCUCUGGUGAGGGGGAGGUAUGGACCUGCAUCCACCGCCACUGUCUCCAUCUUCAUUGAUGACAUCAAUGAGGGCCCCGUUCUGUCACAGAGUCACUACGAGGUCACUGUCAGAGAGGGCGAGGAGCCAGGACGGGUCAUAGCUACAAUUAGGGCUUAUGACCCCGACUCCCAUCCAGUCAGGUACUCACUGAGAGGGGACACAAAGAAAUAUUUCUCGAUUGGAAAGUACUCAGGAGAGCUGAAGACAGUGCAGGCUUUGGACAGAGAGGAGAACAGUACCUACACCAUGGAGGUGGUGGCUGAGGAUGGACGUAACUCAUCUCUGUCCGCCUCCACGCUAGUGACAGUGCAUAUUCUAGAUGUGAACGAUAACAGCCCUGUUCUGGUGGGCGAUUACUCCUGGAAAUACCUUUGCACUCCACACUUGGAAGAUCAGGCCCUGGUCCUAGCAUCUCGGGACAGUGAUGGACCGCAGCAUGGUGGCCGCCUCAACUUCUCACUCAGCAGUGACCCCACAGUGCGACGCAACUGGAAACUCACACCCAUCAACGACACUCACACCAACCUUUCUCUGAAUAUCGAUGAUCUGACCCCUGAUGUUUAUACAGUGCCCUUCACCAUCUCAGAUAGUAGCUCUCCUCCCAGAAGCACCUUCAUUAACUUGCCUGUAACCGUGUGCACAUGUAACGUGAGAGGGAAUUGCCGCACCGCAGCAAAGCAACUUGCAGGGAUGCCCACUAUCCAGUCCACAUUGGGAGUCCUGCUUGGAACUCUUGGGGUUAUAGGGAUCAUACUGAUAGUCAUUUUUGUGAGACUGUCCUACCAGAAACCUCCACCGACUGGAAAAACCAAUCAGGAGACGAUGCCUCUCCAUGUGUCACUGUAACCCAUCAGCCAAUUGGAUCCGUUGUUCAGUAUACACCAAUUACACAAAGGCAGCAAUUAGUGUUUCCUCACAGUCAUGCUUUGCCUGGUGGUAGAUUUUAUAGUCCAAGUUUUUUCUUACUCUUACUCCUCAUCUUGAACAUUUCAUUGACAUCUUGUACUAAGACUACAUAUUUAAAUUUAUGAAGGGUUACUUAAUGUGCUUAUGAAAAAAUUUAUAGUGUAGGGUGACCAAAUGUGCAGGACUGUGAAAUACUUCUAUGGACUAUAGGUUUUCUACUGGUACUGUAGACUAAGCAGUGCUUAAUAUUAUUUAUAUGUAUAGUCAUAUAUAGUUAUAGUCUUCCUACAUUUAGAAGUAGCAGGAUUAUCUAUUGUUUGCUUAAUCUGAGCCUAUGCGGUAACUUCACCCUUUUACAAUUGUAUUUAUCUUUUCUAUUUACUUUUAUACUUCAUCUUGAAAAAAAAAAACACUUAAUAUUUAAACGGAUAAUCACACAUUGAAUUAAUUUACACCUUUCACUGUGUCAGCUGUUAAAUCUAAUUGAAAUAAAACAAUGAGGAAAAGAGA